UUUUCUUUCAUUUCUUCGUGACGGCCAACAACGAGCGGCGGUGUUUGUUCGAUCGCUUGGUCACGUUCACGUCAUCUUUUUUAGCUUCUAAUGUCUGAAUUUUGCAUCCCACAUGCUUAGGGGUAACCGAAAUAAGAAAAAAAGCAAGAACCCUAGAACGAGAAGAAAAGUGCGCGUAAGAGGGCCUGUAAACUUAAAUGUAAACUAGAAAGUGUGUGAGUGGAGUCGCGAGGUGUCUCGUCCGUCCGGUUCGAUCUGGAUUUUAGCAGUUUGAACCGCGAGUCAGACCCCUUUCCCCCAAAUUAAGUGCAGUGCUUUGGACAAUAUUUCUUUUCGUAUAAUCGCAAUUUGAAGUUUCUGAGUUUUGUUACUUGAGUUACACCAGUCCAAAAUGUCUGAAGAAUCGUCAGCAGAUCGCAACGUCGAAAUAUGGAAGAUCAAGAAACUCAUAAAGAGCCUGGAAAUGGCGAGAGGAAAUGGAACAUCCAUGAUAUCUCUAAUCAUUCCACCCAAGGAUCAAAUAUCUCGUGUAUCCAAAAUGUUGGCUGAUGAAUUUGGUACAGCGUCCAACAUCAAGUCGCGGGUCAACAGACUCUCCGUGCUCGGUGCUAUCACAUCUGUACAGCACAGACUAAAGCUGUACACUAAAGUCCCACCAAAUGGUUUAGUGAUAUACUGUGGUACAAUCGUCACAGAGGAGGGCAAGGAAAAGAAGGUUAACAUUGAUUUUGAACCAUUCAAGCCCAUCAACACGUCUUUAUACCUGUGCGAUAACAAGUUCCACACCGAAGCCCUGACGGCACUGCUCGCUGAUGACAAUAAGUUUGGUUUCAUUGUUAUGGAUGGUAACGGAGCCCUAUUCGGUACCCUACAAGGCAACACUCGGGAGGUCCUGCACAAGUUCACAGUAGAUUUGCCGAAGAAGCACGGUCGCGGUGGUCAGUCGGCGUUGCGUUUCGCGCGUCUGCGUAUGGAGAAACGGCACAACUACGUGCGGAAGGUGGCCGAGGUGGCCACUCAGCUGUUCAUCAGUGCCGACAGACCCAACGUGGCCGGCCUCAUCCUGGCCGGUUCCGCCGACUUCAAGACUGAACUGUCCCAGUCCGAUAUGUUUGAUCCGCGUCUGCAAUCUAAAAUCAUCAAACUGGUGGAUGUGUCCUAUGGCGGUGAGAACGGGUUCAACCAGGCCAUCGAGCUGGCUGCGGAGUCGCUGCAGAAUGUCAAGUUCAUUCAGGAGAAGAAACUCAUUGGCAGAUAUUUUGAUGAGAUCUCACAGGACACGGGGAAGUACUGUUUCGGUGUGGACGACACGUUGCGGGCACUGGAGCUUGGGGCCGUUGAGACUCUCAUCUGUUGGGAGAACCUCGACAUACAGAGAUAUGUUCUAAAAUCCCACGCCACAAACCAGGAGACCAUUUUGCAUCUCACACCCGAGCAGGAGAAAGACAAGUCCCAUUUCACAGACAAGGAGAGCGGAGUUGAGCUGGAGCUGGUGGAGUGUCAGCCGCUGCUGGAGUGGCUGGCCAACAACUACAAGUCGUUCGGAGCCACUCUCGAGAUCAUCACGGACAAGAGCCAGGAGGGCAGCCAGUUUGUGCGCGGAUUUGGUGGCAUUGGCGGCAUUUUGCGAUACAAGGUGGACUUUCAGUCGCUGCAGCUAGACGAACCGCUGGACGAUGUUGACCUCGACGACUAUUAGGGUUUAGGAUUCAAACUAACGGGCAACGGCAUCAUAGAGUCAGUUUACAGAGUAGUUUCACCGAAUGUUGAAAUAGCUUGGUUCAUUUUCAUUUGUUCUUUAUUGUCUAAUAAUCUUGUGGUUUAUUAUUCAGUUGUAAGAAAUAACCCAUUGUUUAUUUAUGCUGUCAAUACAUUUUAAAAUUCAUUGUUCUCAGUUUAAACUUGUACGUUUUUCGGUUCUACUUCUCAAGUAUCUCUAGUAAAUAUCUCUAUGAUGCUCCUGCCCCCUCUAGAUUACAUAUAGAACAGAUCAUAACGCUUGUAAGAUUAUUUUAGACUGAUAUAUUAUUACGGGGUGGCAGAUAGGCUAAUUAAUAAAAAGUGUUCACAAGGCGUUUUAAGUGUUUUUAAAACAAAAAUCAUUCCGCCUCUAAAAAAUAUCAUUUUAAAGAUAAAGAUACAUUUAAAUUAUCUGUUAUUUUAUUUAUACAUUUAUUUUUUGUUGCUAUCAGACGGACGCUAAUCUGCCACUCGACAAAUGAUCACAAUUCACAAAUUAAUUUUGUCUCUCUCCUUCCUUCGUCCCUCUCUCUCUCUCACACACGUUUCCAACGCUAGCUCACAAUUUAGCCGGAUAUUGGAUAGACAUAGGUUUGGAUCAGUUACGAAGUGUAGAUCUUUUUCACUAGAAAAAGAUAGAAACCAAUAAUUUUAUUAAAAUAUUUCUCGAUAUUCAUGAAUAAAUUAGUUGACUAUUAUUCAAUUAUUAAAACGAGCUUAUAGUUUUUAUGAAAUUGUUUCGUAAUAAUUAUGUUUUGAUCUGUCCUUGCUUUAAUCUCUUUAGGAUUUAUUUAAAAUUUUAAAUUACUAAUCUAUUGUCCUGUAUUUUAUAAUUAUUAUGACCCCUUCUAAUCUCUGUAUCGCUUACGAGUUACGAGAUAUAAACCAGAAAGGCCUUUAGCAAUAGUGUACGCCUUAUCGUAGUUUUACGGGAAAGAUUUGAUUGCACGAGAACAUUGUAUAAUGACAGAAGUUCCCACCUGUCCCACUCUCUAUCCCUCCCCGAAUAAAACAAAUUCUAACUGGUCACUAAAACAUAAUCCGACAAAAAAGGAUCAAAAUAAAUAAAAGCGAAAGUGCAAUAUGAAUGAGACAAAAUAUUUUCAAUUUAAUUGAAAAAAAAACCUCAAGAACAUUUCAGCAUAUUUUUGAUCCUAUAAAUUGGAUGUUUCCUAUUUAAAUGUAUCUAGAAAUGGAAUACACUUUUGUAUUACAAUAAGGAAUAAUCUGUGGACGGAGAAGAAAAUAUUUUUCUAAUUAUAUAAAAGAAAUAAAAAAUGGUGGUUAAAUACUCACCGAUAUAAAAUUCUGAAGCAAUAAUGCGGUCACUGUAGGUAAGAAGUACCUAAAAUGCAGCCGAUAUCAACCAAGUCUUUCCCUUUUACACAUGAAAUACAUAGACUGCUUGGACAUUGGUUCUGAUAUAACAUAAAAAUGGAUUUUGAGAUUUAAAAGUUUUCUGAAAUGUAAAACCUCACAAACGAGAAUUUUUUUGGUAUUUAAAAAUACCUGUAUAUUUUACUAUUAAAAAUAUUUAUGGAGCGUUUCACUAUUGAAGUUCCGGUGUCUGUCUAUCAUGUGACGUUUCCACUAUGCCAGACAAGAACAGAUCUUGUUAUUCGCUGUGUAAAUAUUUUUAUUGGUAAGGGACGUAGGGGUAUUUGUGAUGAAAGAGCCGGAAGCAAUGUUUUUGACCGUCAAUUUCCAAGCAGCAGUCGGAACACAUUCACGCGAAACGGGAAAGCAUACAUGACAUGCAGGCAGGAAUGGAAUUUAUUUAUUUUAAUUAUUUGCAACAAUACUACAUUAAAAUUAGAUUGUAUUAACGGUUUUUGAGUGCAAUUAUAUUUAAGAUGUAUUUUAGAUUAUUUUAAAUUGAGAGUAGUUUUAAGUUGACGAAUUAUAAUUUUAGGACGCGUACGGAACGUAUAAGGAUUGUACAAUGUAUGCUUUCUGAUAUAUAAAGUUUGCAAUAUU
Messenger RNA from Aricia agestis (brown argus), 3717 nucleotides. RefSeq names its product eukaryotic peptide chain release factor subunit 1 (gene eRF1). Lineage: Eukaryota; Metazoa; Arthropoda; Insecta; Lepidoptera; Lycaenidae. The coding region runs from base 392 to 1699 and encodes 435 amino acids. Gene Ontology annotation, cellular component: translation release factor complex; cytosol. Gene Ontology annotation, biological process: cytoplasmic translational termination. Gene Ontology annotation, molecular function: sequence-specific mRNA binding; translation release factor activity, codon specific. The record is from RefSeq and is a predicted model, not a curated record. The transcript is spliced from 9 exons.